This is a messenger RNA of Zingiber officinale, 3381 nucleotides long. RefSeq names its product phosphoenolpyruvate carboxylase 2-like. The coding region runs from base 264 to 3149 and encodes 961 amino acids. NCBI's taxonomy places the organism in Eukaryota, Viridiplantae, Streptophyta, Magnoliopsida, Zingiberales, Zingiberaceae. Gene Ontology annotation, molecular function: phosphoenolpyruvate carboxylase activity. The transcript has 10 exons. The record is from RefSeq and is a predicted model, not a curated record. Gene Ontology annotation, cellular component: chloroplast; cytosol; apoplast. Gene Ontology annotation, biological process: leaf development; carbon fixation; tricarboxylic acid cycle.
CCUCUCUAGCCUGCUGUUCUGCUUGGUCGCAUGGGAAACUGUGGAAACCGGAUAAAGUUGACAUCUUUGGAGGCUUCCUCCGGGGUCUGUGUGGUGGGAGUUGAAGAAAACGAUAGGGGCGCAUUCAUUUCUAAUUUCCAACCUUUGCCGCACCCUAAAAGGCGAGUUUCUUGCGUCCAUGGAUCGGCUAUCUUUCUUUAAAGAGGAUCUGGGCGGGCGAGCAGAGGCUGUGGUGUGGUAAAGGCGAAAACUUUUAGGUUAAGAUGUCGCGACCCUCUCUGGAGAGGCAUGGGUCGAUCGACGCACAGCUCAGGAUUCUGGCGCCGGCGAAGGUCUCCGAGGAUGAUAAGUUGGUGGAGUACGAUGCACUUCUCGUGGAUCGCUUCCUCGACAUCCUCCAGUCCUUGCACGGCGAAGAUCUUCGGGAAACGGUUCAAGAGUGUUAUGAAAUAUCUGCAAAAUUUGAAGGUUCUCGUGACCUAAGUAAGCUAGAUGAGCUGGGAAAUGUGCUGAUGAAUCUGGAUCCUGGGGACUCUAUCUUGGUCACCAGUGCGUUUUCCCACAUGCUCAAUUUGGGCAAUUUGGCCGAGGAGGUGCAGAUUGCUCACCGCAGGAGGAACAAGCUGAAAAGUGGAGAUUUUAUUGAUGAAAAUAACGCAACAACUGAGUCUGAUAUCGAAGAGACACUUAAAAGGCUUGUAGAACAGAUGCAUAAGUCACCAGAGGAGGUCUUUGAUGCUGUGAAAAACCAGACAGUUGAUCUGGUUUUAACUGCACAUCCGACACAGUCAGUAAGAAGAUCAUUGCUUCAGAAACAUGCCAGGAUAAGAAAUUGCUUGACACAGCUUACGGGCAAGGACAUUACCACUGAUGAUCAGCAUGAACUCGAUGAAGCACUUCAAAGGGAGAUUCAAGCUGCAUUUCGAACUGAUGAAAUCCGAAGAAUACAACCUACUCCUCAAGAUGAGAUGCGUGCUGGAAUGAGCUACUUUCAUGAAACAAUAUGGAAAGGUGUACCAAAAUUCUUACGGCGUGUAGAUACAGCUUUGAAGAACAUUGGAAUCAAUGAGCGUAUUCCUUACAAUGCCCCACUCAUUCAGUUCUCUUCUUGGAUGGGCGGUGACCGUGAUGGCAAUCCUAGAGUCACCCCGGAAAUCACAAGAGAUGUGUGCUUGCUAGCUAGAAUGAUUGCUGCAAGCUUCUAUUAUUCUCAGAUAGAAGAUUUGAUGUUUGAGUUAUCUAUGUGGCGGUGCACCAGUGAACUUCAAGAAAGGGCAAAUGUGCUUCACCAAUUGUCAAAGAAAAUCGCAAAACACUACAUAGAAUUUUGGAAACAAAUUCCUCCAAGUGAACCAUAUCGUGUUAUAUUGGGUGAUGUGAGAGAUAAACUUUAUAACACACGUGAACGUUCACGUCAUUUAUUGACAAAUGGAGUUUCAGAUAUACCACUGGAAGCAACCCUCACUAAUGUUGAGCAGCUCCUGGAGCCACUUGAACUGUGUUACAGGUCGCUAUGCUCCUGUGGUGAUAGAUCUAUUGCUGACGGAAGCCUUCUCGACUUUCUGCGCCAAGUUUCUACCUUUGGACUCUCCCUUGUGAGACUUGAUAUUAGACAAGAAUCUGAGAGGCACAGUGAUGUUCUUGAUGCCAUCACUAAGUUUCUUGGAAUUGGAUCAUACCAUAAUUGGCCUGAAGAGAAGCGCCAGGAGUGGUUGUUAUCUGAACUCAGAGGCAAGCGCCCUCUAUUUGGUCAUGACCUUCCACAAACAGAGGAAAUUUCUGAUGUUUUACAGACAUUCCACGUCUUGGCUGAACUUCCGUUUGAUAGUCUUGGUGCCUACAUCAUCUCAAUGGCAACUUCUCCAUCAGAUGUGCUUGCUGUGGAACUCCUGCAACGCGAGUGUCAUGUGAAGAAUCCCUUGAGAGUUGUGCCUCUAUUUGAAAAACUUGCAGAUCUUCAGGCAGCCCCUGCUGCUUUAGCACGAUUGUUCUCAAUAGAUUGGUACGUGAACAGGAUUAAUGGAAAGCAGGAAGUCAUGAUUGGCUAUUCUGAUUCAGGGAAGGAUGCUGGUCGUCUUUCUGCAGCUUGGCAGUUAUAUAAAGCACAAGAGGAGCUCGUAAAGGUUGCUAAGGAUUAUGGAAUCAAAUUAACAAUGUUCCAUGGUCGAGGUGGUACUGUUGGAAGAGGUGGUGGUCCUACACAUCUUGCUUUACUCUCACAACCUCCAGAAACCAUUAAUGGAUCACUUCGUGUGACAAUUCAAGGUGAAGUAAUCGAACAAUCAUUUGGUGAGGAGCAUUUGUGCUUUAAAACACUUCAGCGUUUUACAGCUGCUACUCUUGAGCAUGGAAUGCACCCUCCUAUAUCACCUAAGCCAGAAUGGCGCGCACUUAUGGAUGAGAUGGCUGUAGUGGCCACAAAAGAAUAUCAGUCAAUAGUUUUCAAGGAGCCACAUUUUGUUGAAUAUUUUCGACUAGCCACACCUGAAACAGAGUACGGCAGGAUGAACAUUGGUAGUCGGCCAUCCAAAAGGAAGGUCAGUGGGGGGAUAGAAUCUCUUCGUGCAAUUCCAUGGAUUUUUGCUUGGACCCAGACAAGGUUUCACCUUCCUGUGUGGCUUGGCUUCGGUUCAGCUUUCAAGCAUGUGCUGAACAAGGAUAUCAGAAACCUUCAAAUGCUAAGGGAGAUGUACAAGGAGUGGCCCUUUUUCAGGGUUACAAUAGAUCUAGUUGAGAUGGUUUUUGCAAAGGGAGAUCCAGGAAUCGCUGCUCUGUACGACAAAUUACUCGUGUCUGAUGAGCUGCGUCCAUUUGGUGAGCGACUGAGGGCCAACUAUGAGGAGACAAAACAUCUGCUUCUUCAGGUUGCUGGUCACAAGGAUCUUCUCGAAGGCGAUCCUUAUCUGAAACAAAGAUUACGGCUGCGCCGUGCGUAUAUUACAACUCUAAAUGUCUGCCAAGCUUAUACACUGAAGAGAAUGAGGGACCCUAACUUCAAUGCAAAUGCAAAGCCUCCUUACAUGGAUUCUAGUGAUUCAUCAGCAGAUGUUGUGAAACUGAAUCCCACCAGUGAAUAUGGUCCUGGACUGGAAGACACCCUCAUAUUGACAAUGAAGGGCAUUGCAGCUGGCAUGAGGAACACUGGUUAGCUCUAGCUUUUCUCGUCUCCGGUAUCUCAUGCUACUCUUGUAGUUGGAAACAGUUGAACUACAACUGUUCAUACUUCGUGUGCAUCGAUUGUGCUAGAAUGUGCGAUUCCAGUGGAUUAAAAACAACAGUGAAAGACAGCUUUUUGAAUGUAUUUAAGGAUCACCUAUCAAACAUUGUGCAAAGUUGAAUUUGUAAUGGUAUGCCCCAAAGGGAAAACAAUCUCAUAUUCAA